AAGUGACGUGUAGUGGAUGAUAUCAUGGAUUGCGACAACAUGGUCUUGUCCAGAUAUCCAGAGCAUCUAUAUAGGCCUAUGUUCAGUUUGCUGUUUGUCUUUGACCAUUUCGCUUCUCAAUGACGCAGUGCUGUCUCAUGAACUUGCUUUGUAUCAUCCUUUUUCUUUCAUUUGUCGACGUUUCGUCGAACUCUAUUCGUUCUCCGAAGAGUUUGAGUUGUGAGGGCAGAGGUUGUUGUGAGGUGCCGCGCUACAGGGGUUACAGAGUUACAUCUCAGAAAAGACGCCUAGAGGCGGGAGAGAGAGUGUAUCAUGAAAAGGUUGUUAGGUGUAGGAGCAAGGGGUCUGAGAUAAAGAUGAAAUGUGAUGUGGAGAAAGGAGAGUGGAUUGUCUUGGAGAUCUCUGUUACUGAGCGGACAGCUCUUGUCCAAGACGUGAGACUGACAGGUAUUGAGGAGACACAGGAGGUACAAGCCAGGGAUACUGAAUUGAGUUGCACAGUUGAACUGCCAGGGAACGUACCAAAAUCUCUUGAAAUUGAGUUCGGAUGGAAAACAAUUGAGAACGAGGUUAUCAAACCAAUCCAUCAGCUUGACAGUAGAGACAAAGCUUUGGCAGGAAACAAACGAUUCGCUUACAUGAAGGCACGACAGACUACGGUUCUUGUCAUUCGUGGAGUCGCUGAGGAUUAUGUCAGCAAUUACACGUGUUUUGUGGCGAUUGCUGGCCAAACCUAUUCGAAAACUGUGAUGCUUAGGAAAAGAGAUUGUCCUCUACUUUCUCUACCAUAUGAUGGAAACUUCUACAAUUGGAAUAAUAGUGUUGCAUCAUAUUCUCCAGGAACCAAGUUGGUGCCCUAUUGUAAAGAAGGCUUCAUGCUAAACGAGGGGGCGCCAAAGGAACUUGAGUGUCAACUUUGGGGUGGAUUUACUAUUGCUGAUGAUGAUAAGGAUGAUAUCAGUGAACAGUGGGAAAAGCAGAUGAGAAUGAAUGUUUGCAAGAAGAGGGAGGAGAAAUGUUUAAGAGAGAAAGUUGGAAGCCACAUGACAGAAAGAGUAAGAAGGAAUGAAAGGAAGGGGAAAAACCUUGAAGAUCCUUUAUCACCAGGCGAUCGGUUAGUGUACAAAUGUGACAACGGCUACAGACUUUAUGGCAAACGGAAACGAACGUGUCUUUCUGAUGGUGAAUACAACCAUGAAAUGCCAACUUGUAGACAAACAACCAGAGAAUUUCAAUGUCCAUGCAGGGAAAUUGGCCUCAACAAUGGAAGAUUUGUUUCAACGGUAGACGAGACAUCUAAUCAGACGACUUGCAAACUUAAACCAACGUGUAAUGACGGAUACACUCUAACAGGUCCACACUCUCUCGUGUGUCAGCAGGAUGAGAGUACGUCACAGUGGGACUGGCUUCCUGAAGAUGGAUCUGGACAUGGCACACCAAGUUGUGCAAAGUGACUUGUGUAGAUAAUAAUGUAUAUAUAAUAUAUGCUGUGUUAGACAGGAUUCAGCCAUACAAUACAGUGUAGAUGCGCUGGUUCACAUCAUUUUAUUUAUUUUAAUUCUCACAAAAUGUUGGUUUAUUACGUUUAUUGCUUGACAGGCAGAGGAUGCGACAGUUUUUUAGAAAUUUUUCUAUGGCAGCCAGAUGUAUGAAUAUAGCUAUGUAUUAUAUAUAUAUUGUAUUGGAAGAGUAUCUAACGAUGAAACUUGA
Messenger RNA from Corticium candelabrum, 1710 nucleotides. RefSeq lists its product as uncharacterized. The record is from RefSeq and is a predicted model, not a curated record. The coding region runs from base 120 to 1454 and encodes 444 amino acids. The transcript has 6 exons. NCBI's taxonomy places the organism in Eukaryota, Metazoa, Porifera, Homoscleromorpha, Homosclerophorida, Plakinidae.